GCGACUUCCGUGCGCUGAAGAGGCAGGCAGGCAGGCAGGAGCCGCAGCGAUGCCUCCGAAAGGGAAAGGCGGCGGCAAAGCGGGGAAAGGAGGAACAUCCUCUGGCAGUGAUGCUGCUGAUAAGAAGGCCCAGGGCCCCAAAGGGGGUGGCAGCACUGUAAAGGUGAGGCAUAUUUUAUGUGAGAAGCACAGUAGAGCCCUGGAGGCCAUGGAGAAACUGAAGGCUGGGAUGCGCUUUAGUGAAGUAGCCGCCCAGUACAGUGAGGACAAAGCCAGGCAAGGGGGAGACUUGGGCUGGAUGAGCAGGGGCUCCAUGGUAGGACCUUUCCAAGAUGCCGCCUUUGCCUUGCCUGUCAGCAGCAUGGACAAACCUGUAUAUACAGACCCUCCCGUCAAAACCAAGUUUGGCUACCAUAUCAUAAUGGUUGAAGGGCGAAAAUAAAAAAGUGUUGCGUGA
Messenger RNA from Varanus komodoensis (Komodo dragon), 457 nucleotides. It is a transcript of the gene PIN4, whose product is annotated as peptidylprolyl cis/trans isomerase, NIMA-interacting 4. Gene Ontology annotation, molecular function: peptidyl-prolyl cis-trans isomerase activity; DNA binding. The coding region runs from base 50 to 442 and encodes 130 amino acids. Lineage: Eukaryota; Metazoa; Chordata; Lepidosauria; Squamata; Varanidae. The transcript has 4 exons. The record is from RefSeq and is a predicted model, not a curated record. Gene Ontology annotation, biological process: rRNA processing.